Molecule: messenger RNA, 2619 nt
Organism: Zonotrichia albicollis (white-throated sparrow)
Lineage: Eukaryota; Metazoa; Chordata; Aves; Passeriformes; Passerellidae
Source: RefSeq, a predicted model, not a curated record
UGGGCCCAGUCAAUCACCCCCUGUCUGAUUUUCGGCUGUUUGGAUGGCCUGGAAAGGCUCGGGGUGGCCUUGAGGCAGCUCGCGCUUCAAAGGAUGAGAAGAGGCUUCAAAUCUUUUCUCGGUCUCUGUGUUUAUUAAUUGCUUAUCUAAAAGAUUUUCUUUCAGCCUGACAGAGGUCUGCUCAGCAGCCAGCCAUGAGCACACUCCCCUCCCUCCGGGGCGGUCACUUAUUAUCUUUAUACUCAAAGUUACGUAUACAAUAUUUAUCAUUUUUCUUCAAUACUUUUUACUCUUAUUAACCAGUGCACUUUUAGUAAUGACUAAUCUCAAAGUGCUACUAUCACUACAGAAGAUGGAGGAGAAGAAGAAGAAGAAGAAGGACAGGACACGCUCUAAUUUUUCUAUUUUACUUCUCUAAACCCCCCUGUACAGAAAUCUUAAACUCUGUGUUUCACUCUCUAAUUAACUUAUCUCUUCACCAUUCACUCCGGUGAAAUCCUCCUAUCCUCAUACAGGUGUCGUCUCCUGUGUAGGAUCAAAGUCCAGCUACCAGACACUGCUGGCAACAUUCCAGGACUCUUGAGCCCCCCCAAGGGUGGUUUCGGUGACUCGGCACCUCAGUCCUGAGGUGCUGGGAUCUCACAACCCCCCACUCCUCCCAACUUUCCAGAGUCUUCUUCUCUCUGGGGGUUGUGGUUGGCUGUGGUCCCCGGACCCCUCCUCUCCUUUGUAUUCAUUGGAUUCCCCUUUACGUCAGUUAUGUUAAGUUCAUCCCUCCACCCUUCCUGAUUGGUUCAGUGUAAACCCCUCCUUUGUACACCCACCCCCUUUAUAACCUUGUUUCACCCCAAUUUCUUGGUCUCUCCUUGGGGUUUUUCCUUGGGGUCCUUCCCUGGGGCCUCUCCUUGGAUGUCAUCCUGGGUUGUUCAUCAGACCGGACCUAACCCCAUGGAGAGUCCAGCUCCUGAUUCACAGUCACACUGGCAGUGAGAUCGGUCCCAGGCGAGCAUGGCCCGAGGCCCUCACACGCCGAGGGGUGCUCGCUGAUUGCAGCGGGGUGUCGGCCUGCCCUCUGUGAGCCGGACCCAUCCCAGGCCAGAUACACCCUCGCCACAUUCAGCAGUAGGGUUUACAAACUGAUUUUCAAGUUACCAGCUUACUUGUUCAGUUGCCUGUUGCUUAGAAGGAAACAAAAAAGAAACUUCUUUACAUUAGUGUGGUGUUCAUGUUUCUUUAAGAAAUGUCUAACAGGGUGUGGCAUUUGCACCAAAAUGUGGUUAAUAGCAGCAAGCUAAUUAGCUGACAUAACCACUUUUUUGUGUUUUCUGUUUUCUUUUUCUUUGUGUCAUUCACUAGCAGAAAAGCAAAAGUCUGGGAACACUGCAAGAGGCUUACAUCUGAAACUGCAAAUAUAAUCCAUGUUGUUACAGGGAAGCCUUGGCUGUGAUAAUGCCAAGAUAUAGAGGCAAAUGGUUGAUUGCUACCUUUUCAAAGGCAGCCUGCUCAAUCCAAAUAGUGCUAGAAAGGAUUUGUUACAGUUUGUACUGGGAAGAAGAGGAGCUGGACGGUUUGUGGGUUGCUUCUAAAUGCUCAUCUUCAUUAAACUGACAGACUGUAGCACUGUGUGACCCAGCUCCUCAGAGCUAUUGAAAAGUAAGGGUACACCUGUACAUAGGCUCAAAACAUGCAAACCAUGGCCUUUCAGAUUGACAUUGUCACAUGGGAAUUAAACCUAAAGCUCUUCAAAGUUGUCUCAUGUUUGCAUAAGUGUGUUUGUUAUGUUUGCAUGUAGGGAGAAAAAUUCAAUUUUGUUACAUGUUCAAAAGAAGCCCUUUGUAUAUUCUGGUAAUUCUACAACAGUUAUUUGAAGUGAAUCUCUGUUUCUUUUUCCCAGUUAAAAGAAAUGGAGCAGUCUCAUCUAGAAGCUACAGAAAAAGAAGUAGAGAGGAUCUUGAGAAUACUGCAAACUCAUUUUGAAAAUGAUCCUAAUACAUCCAUUUCCUUCUUUGAUUUUGUGGUUGAUCCGAACUCGUUUGCACGGACUGUGGAAAAUAUGUUUCAUGUGUCCUUCCUUGUCAGGGAUGGUCUUGCAGAAAUAAAGCUGGAUGAAGAUGAAUUGCCAAUAAUAGAGCCUGUCAAACCCAGAGAGGGGGAGGAGGAGAGCAGAGCUGCAGCACGGAACCAGGUGGUCAUAAGUCUGGACCAGAGCCAAUGGAAGGUACCAUGGACAGCACUUCAUGCUUUGGAGCAGUUCUGUUUUCUUUUUUUCUUUAAGCCUCUGAGAGCUGUGCUGGGGAGGGCAGCUGUUCUGUGUGCAGAAACAAUGCUCUUGACCUUAUGGCUGCCAGAACAGUCACAGAUCUAAGGGAUGGUUGUAGCUGCAGGAAAACUGAGAAUUUGGGUUGUGAUGCCAUCUUUGAUUCCUGAAGCCUGGUCAGUUUAAGUGUUUUCAAGCUGUGCACUGGCUUCACUGUUUUAUACAAGGCCUGGGUCAAUAUGGUGUUGAGAAUUUAGUUGCUAAAGACUAGAAAAGUACAAAAUCGUGGCUAAUUCCAAGUCCUGCACCUGUGAGAUAGCAGUGUCCUUGGGCCUAGCUGUAGUAAGAUAACAAACAGUGAA